GGCAAGCACGACGGAUAUUUCUCAGCGCAAUCGCAAUACUUGGAAGAAUUGUGCAUUUAAAUAAUUUCGUUCGAAAUUUCAUAGUGUUAAAAUUAAUCAAAAAGUAACAGGCGUGUGAUUAGUUACCGUUACGUGCGAAAAUGAGUGCGAAAUUGUGCAGUUUAAGCUUACUGUUGGCGCUAACGCUACAUAUAUCGCUUGCGGCAAUCGGCAAGCAUUUGGUCGACAAACCUUCUUUUCUAAAUCCCUGUGAUUUCAAUGACAACAACCUAAAUACGUGCUUUGCGUCGAAUUUCCAAGUAUUAUUUCGCGAAUGGAAAGAUGGCAUUCCUGGCUUGAAGUCUUUGGGUCCUUUGGAACCGCUAUCGAUUAAGCGCCUUAAGAUAAAUCAAAGUGGUGCACUACAAAUCAAUGCCGACAUAGAAAAUUUGCUCGUGGACGGUGCCAGUGGCGCGAAGGUGGUGGAAGCAACUGUCGACAAAAGUACUUUAGAUGUGUAUGCCAAGCUUGAAAUACCACAAUUGCAUGCUACCGGCAAUUACAAGGUUAAAGGCUCCGUUUUGGGACUGAACCUCAACGGUCAGGGCACAGCAAGCUUCAUAGCAAAGAACAUCGUCUUGUCUUUCAACAUGAAAACCAGGGUGCGCCACGAAGGUGAUUUAGUCUUCUCCGAAAUCUUAGAUCUUAAGGCGAAAAUCCGUAAUAUCGGUGAUUUCCACAUCGAUGUGAAGAAYUUGUUUGGUGGCCAGCACGAUAUUGAGGACACCGCCAAUGAUCUAUUCAAUCAAAACUGGCGUGAAUUAUAUGGCACUCUUGCGCCUACAUUAGAGCAAACGCUGGAAUUGGUGUUGAAGGAUCGCUUCACGAAAAUCUAUUCCUUUGUGCCCGCCAAUUUCUUCAUCACCAAUUUUUUCAACGUUGCUWACAAAAUGUGGCAAACUGUCAAACAAGUUUCAAGUUUGUGCAAAAUCGCAUUAAUUUGCGGCUUAGUUGUGGUGAACGGUGUGAAUGAGGUUACAAGUGUUGAGUUCUACACACAAAAACCGGCUUUCCUGCCAUCGUGUAAAAUUAAUGAGCCUGGUUUUACAAAAUGUUCUACAAAUACAGUACAAAAACUGAUUGAACAACUGGUAAUAGGAAUACCGGAGGUUGUGGAGGAGUUCGGUCCAUUCGAUCCCAUGCGCGUGCAUGAUAUAUAUUUCAAACAAGACAGCAAUGAUGUAGCCAGAGUGCGCGCCAAUUUAAGUGACGUCAUAGUGAAAGGCUUCUCGAAGACAAUYAUUAAGGAAAGCAGAGUCAGCAAGAAGGACUACAGUUGGAUUACGAAAAUUUUUCUGCCGAAAAUGCGAAUGGACGCCAAUUAUAAAAUGGAAGGACGAAUUUUGUUAAUACCGUUAAGAGGUUCUGGUAAAAUGUUCAUCGAAAUUGAAAACCUCGAUAUCAAACUUUAUACGAAGACGCGGCUUUAUGAAAAGGGAGGUUUCACCUUUGACAAUGUCACUGCAGUUCGUGUGGACUUGAAUAUGACACGCGUGCGCACCAAUUUCGAAAAUAUAUUUAAUGGACAAAGCAAAGAAGUGGAACGCAGCACAAAUGAAUUCUUCAAUGAAAAYUGGCGCGAUUUCUACGAAGCACUCAAACCGAUCAUCAGCGAAACUGUGGAGACCAUACUCUACGACGUAAUGCAUAAAGUAUUCGAAUUGAUACCAGCGAACUUCUUUGUUGAAGACAUACCCACCUCUGAGCAAUUGUAUGGAACGAAGAAUAACUCAACAAAUAAAUAAUUAUURUGGAAAUACUUAAUAAAUGAAAUAAAUAUUUAAA
Messenger RNA from Bactrocera latifrons, 1824 nucleotides. RefSeq lists its product as uncharacterized. The transcript is spliced from 10 exons. Lineage: Eukaryota; Metazoa; Arthropoda; Insecta; Diptera; Tephritidae. The record is from RefSeq and is a predicted model, not a curated record. The coding region runs from base 141 to 1784 and encodes 547 amino acids.